Molecule: messenger RNA, 1398 nt
Organism: Saccoglossus kowalevskii
Lineage: Eukaryota; Metazoa; Hemichordata; Enteropneusta; Harrimaniidae
Source: RefSeq, a predicted model, not a curated record
AUGCGGAUGUCCGAUCACUUGGAUGUCAUCACUGAUAAUGUGGAUGUCGUCACUGUUCAUGUCGAUGUCAUUGCUGAUCGUGUGGAUUUCGUUGAUCGUGUGAUCUUUGAUCAUGUGCAUACAAUCGCUUAUCAUGUGGAUGUCAUCACUGAUCAUGUGGAUGCCAUCGCUUAUCAUGUGGAUGUCAUCACUGAUCAUGUGCAUACAAUCGCUUAUCAUGUGGAUGUCAUCACUGAUCAUGUGGAUGCCAUCGCUUAUCAUGUGGAUGUCAUCACUGAUCAUGUGGAUGCCAUCGCUUAUCAUGUGGGUGUCAUCACUGAUCAUGUGGAUGCCAUCACUUAUCAUGUGGGUGCCAUCACUGAUCAUGUUGGUGCCAUCGCUUAUCAUGUGGAUGUCAUCACUGAUCAUGUGGAUGUCGUCGCUGAUCAUGUAGAUGUCAUCACUGAUCAUGUGGAUGCCGUCGCUUAUCAUGUGGAUUUCAUCACUGAUCAUGUAGAUGUCAUCACUGAUCAUGUAGAUGCAAUCGCUUAUCAUGUGGAUGUCAUUGCGGAUCGUGUGGAUUUCGUUGAUCGUGUGAUCUUGUUAAUUAUCUUGAAUCAUGUGCUGUUUAUGUGGAUAUCAUCACUGAUCAUGUGGAUGCCAUCGCUUAUCAUGUGGAUGUCAUCACUGAUCAUGUGCAUACAAUCGCUUAUCAUGUGGAUGUCAUCACUGAUCAUGUGGAUGCCAUCGCUUAUCAUGUGGGUGUCAUCACUGAUCAUGUGGAUGCCGUCGCUUAUCAUGUGGGUGUCAUCACUGAUCAUGUGGAUGCCAUCACUUAUCAUGUGGGUGCCAUCACUGAUCAUGUUGGAUGUCAUUGUUGAUCAUGUGGAUGUCAUCGCUGAUCAUGAGGAUGUCAUUGUUGAUCAUGUGGAUGUCAACGCUGAUCAUGAGGAUGUCAUUGUUGAUCAUGUGGAUGUCAUCGCUGAUCAUGAGGAUGUCAUUGCUGAUCAUGAGGAUGUCAUCGCUGAUCAUGUGGAUGUCAUCGCUGAUCAUGAGGAUGUCAUCGCUGAUCAUGAGGAUGUCAUUGUUGAUCAUGUGGAUGUCAACGCUGAUCAUGAGGAUGUCAUUGUUGAUCAUGUGGAUGUCAUCGCUGAUCGUGUGGAUCUCAUUGUUAAUCACGAGGAUGUCAUCGCUGAUCGUGUGGAUUUCGUUGAUCGUGAUGUCAUUGUUGAUCAUGUGGAUGUCAUCACUGAUCAUGUGAAUGUCAUUGUUGAUCAUGUGGAUGUCAUCGCUGAUCGUGUGGAUGUCAUCGCUGAUUGUGUGGAUGUCAUUGUUGAUCGUGUGGAUGUCAUCACUGAUCAUGUGAAUGUCAUUGUUGAUCAUGAGGAUGUCUACGCUGAUCAUGUGGAUGUGGACUAA